AUCACACUUUGUUUUUAUUUCAACUAACAACAAAGAACAGAUCAGCAUGUUAUACUAUUAAUUUGUUUUUCUUUGCAACAUAUAUAUUUAUAACCAAGCAUGUCUCUAAUCUUUGUAUCUACCCUUAGUUAAACAGGAAAUGUUGUAAUGUUGACUGAAACAUAACACCAGCCGUUCAUUGAAUUCAUAAUUGAACAACCUUUAGAAGAAAGAAGAAGAGAGAGAGAGAGAGAAAGAGAUUUGUCCCAAAGUUGUAGGAAAAAAAUGGUGAAUGCAAUAGUUAAGACUUAAGAGAGAACCUAACCCCACCACUGAAUGUAGCAACUAUUUGGAGUACCUUACAACCCACCUUCCAUUCCAUUUCCUUCACUCUCCUCUUCCCUGCUUUGUCAAACAUGUUUCCAAACAAGGCCUGCCUUCUCGCUUUCCUCCUCCUCCUUCGCAGUACCAUCCAUUUAACCGCAGCCAUUGGUGUCUCUGUUGGGGUUGGUGGUGGUUUUGGAGUAGGCGUUGGCAUUGGCAAUGGCAAUGGCAAUGUUGGCAAUGGCAACACCCCAUCAGAGCCUCCCUCAUCAAAGUUGGAGAGUGCCUACAAAGCUCUGCAGGCAUGGAAAUCAGCCAUCUCCGAUGACCCUCUCAAGCUUCUAGAUUCAUGGGUUGGUCCUAAUGUCUGCUCCUACAAAGGAGUGUUCUGUUCACCCCCUCAAGACGAUGAAAUCUCUUCUCUUUCAACAUCUACUGCCACCGCCAACGUUGUAGUUGCAGGAAUCGACCUCAACCAUGCAAAUCUCCAAGGAACUCUCGUCAAAGAACUCUCUUUACUGGUUGACAUGUCUCUUCUUCACCUCAACAGUAACAGGUUCAGUGGCACAGUUCCCGACACAUUCAAAGACCUCGUUUCUCUGGAAGAACUGGACCUCAGCAACAACCACCUCUCUGGUCCAUUCCCCAUUGUUACUCUCUACAUGCCAAGCCUCCUUUACUUGGACCUCAGAUUCAACUCAUUCUCAGGUCAACUCCCUGAUGAACUCUUCAACAGGAAGCUCGAUGCCAUAUUCCUCAACAACAACCAAUUCCAAGGUGAGAUCCCUCAGAGCUUGGGGAAUUCACCCGCAUCGGUGAUCAAUCUGGCUAACAACAAGCUCAGUGGGAACAUUCCAACAAGUUUUGGGCUCAUGGGGAAUAAGCUCAAAGAGGUUCUGUUCCUCAACAACCAGCUAACAGGUUGCAUCCCUGAAGGGGUGGGUCUGUUUGAUGAACUUGAAGUGUUUGAUGUGAGCUUCAAUUCACUCAUGGGGCACUUGCCAGACACAAUAUCAUGCUUGCAAGACAUUGAGGUUCUCAAUCUGGGACACAACAAGCUCUCAGGAGAGUUAUCUGAUGUGAUCUGCUCCUUGACAAGUUUGGUGAACCUCACCGUUGCUUACAACUUCUUCUCUGGUUUGAGCCAGCAAUGCAGCAGGCUUUUCAACAUUGGCUUUGAUUUCUCAGGAAACUGCAUUCCUGGUAGAGACAUGCAGAGACCUCAACCAGAGUGUUCUGUUAUUCCAGGUGGCACCCUCAAUUGCCUUAGAAUCCCUACUCCAAGGCCUCUUGUUUGUGCUUCUUUGCCUCGAAUCAUCUUCUCCAAUAAUAUGCAAUCAUCCUCACACCAUACUCCUUCUUCUUCUUCUUCAUAUCCUUGAUUCAUUCAAUUACAGGUUCGCUAUGGAUUUUUCCAUUAAUUUAAUUCAAAGACCUGCUAAUUUUAUUCUUCCAUGGACGAUGAUUCACUAUUACACUGUACACACAUAUAUUAUUUGAUAUUAUAUUAGUAAAAUUUUCUUGAUUUUGAGGUCAAACAGAGAUAUGAAUUUAAUGUGGUUCGUAGUCUAUGAUUGUGUUAGCAAACAUGAUGAUUAAGUUUCCUUUAUGUGGUUGUUCAAUGCGUACAAGUGUCACGGGUUCUUGAUAGUA
Messenger RNA from Arachis ipaensis, 1956 nucleotides. The record is from RefSeq and is a predicted model, not a curated record. Lineage: Eukaryota; Viridiplantae; Streptophyta; Magnoliopsida; Fabales; Fabaceae.